Molecule: messenger RNA, 1461 nt
Organism: Tetrapisispora phaffii CBS 4417
Lineage: Eukaryota; Fungi; Ascomycota; Saccharomycetes; Saccharomycetales; Saccharomycetaceae
Exons: 1
Coding region: 1-1461 (486 amino acids)
Biological process (GO): farnesyl diphosphate metabolic process; ergosterol biosynthetic process
Cellular component (GO): endoplasmic reticulum membrane
Molecular function (GO): squalene synthase [NAD(P)H] activity
Source: RefSeq, a predicted model, not a curated record
AUGGUGAAAAUAACUGAAGUGAUUUGUCAUCCAAUUGAGACUAGAAGUUCAUUGCUUCUUAAGUUAUUUAGAUGUGAAAGAAUAUAUGAAGACGUUACCAUCAAUGUUGAGGAGGAUAUUAAUGGUAAACCAACAAAAAAUUUAGUUGCAUGUUACGAGCUGUUGAGAAAAACUUCUAAAUCUUUUUACUUGAUGAUCUUACAACUACAUCCAAAUAUUAGAAAUAUUGUUAUGAUUUAUUACUUGGUUUUAAGAGCAUUGGAUACUAUCGAGGACCGUCCAAAUUUGGAAGCAACAGAGAAAACUUCGUUACUGGAACAAUUUCAUCUGCAAUUGGGCGACGUUAAAGCUGAAUCUAAUGAGAAAAACUCCAUACUUGAUGGUGAGUAUUCGAUCAUUAAUCAAUUUCAGAUAGUUUUAAAUGAAUAUAACAAAUUAGAAAAAUUCUAUAAAGUUAUUAUCAGAGAUUCCGCUCAAAAGAUGGGGACCGGUAUGAGUAAAUAUCUUUUCAUAGAAAGCGACGCCAAAGAUUCCCUAAACACUGUAAAGGAAUAUAAUGAAUAUUGUCACUAUGUUGCUGGAGUUGUUGGGGAAGGCCUAAGCAAAAUAUUUGUGAAACUGCAAUUUAAUUUCGAUAAUAGUAAUCACCUCAUUAUUAAUGAAAGAUUAAAACUGUACGAACAUCUUGGUCUAUUCUUACAGAAGACAAACAUUAUUAGAAGCUUUCAUAAGGACUACGAGAAGUAUAAUAAGAGCUAUUGGCCACGUGAAAUAUGGAUAAAAUAUAUCGAUAACUCAAAAGAUGCUAAAUUGGCAACUAUUGAGGACUUAAUCAAUAGCAAUAAGAGAAUUGAUUGUUUAAAUGAGAUGAUCAUCAACGCAGUUUCAGACCACAUGAAAGAAAUAUUACUUUAUAUCAGUCUAAUUGAAGAACAAAGUAUCUUUGAAUUUUGUGCUGUCCCGCAAGUCAUGGCAAUAGCGACGUUAGCAAUGCUAUACAACAACGAUAAGGUUUUUACAAGCGACAAUGAGCAAUUAAAAAUCAGGAAAACUGAGACAGGCUAUAUUUUAUACAACUGCAGAACAUUACUCAAUGUCACGACAGCUAUAAAAUUCUACUUAUCACAGAUGUUGAAGAAAUCAAAAGGUAGCAACAGGAACGAUAAACUAGCCACAAUGGUAAUGGAACUAGAUGGGAUCAUUGAUUAUAAGAUGUUCCCAGAAGAGGCCAAAAAUCCGGUUACCGAUGGUGUAAGAGAGGACGAUUACAACAUCUUCUCCAAACAAAGGAACGAUAAAAUAGAUAAAAAGACAAAUGAAAUAGAUUUCAAAAUUGAAGAGAACAACUUCCUAAUGAUACUAUGGUUAGCAGCUAUCAUAAUUGCAGUUGCAGUGUAUUUUGUAUUUUUCUUCGAGCCACCAACCCUUCGUGUGCAUCCUAUUGACACAGAUCAAGCUUAA